ACGUCCGCCGCAGGGUGAGAUUCAAAACAAGUCAGCUGGGUGGGCUCGCGGAGCUUCAGAGGGUCGCAGGUGUUGGGAGUUCCGGGCAGUUCAAAAAGCAGCUCUCGGCUCCUGGAGCGAAGCUUGUGGCCCGCGCCAAAACUGGAGCCGGUGCCGAGGCCUGCCGAGGCUGCCGCCAGGGUUCGAAGAGGCGGGGUUAGAACCUCGGAGCGUUCGAAGGGGCGGAGCCGGAGCCGAAGGCAGUGGGUCGGUUACGGUGUAACAAAGUCUUCGCUCGGUCCGAGCCUGUUGUCAUGGAGCUCAUGGCCAGCAACAUUCAGGUGCUGCUGCAAGCGGCGGAGUACCUGGAGCGCAGGGAGAGAGAAGCCGAACAUGGCUACGCUUCGCUGUCCCCUUACUCCGGGAAAGACUCGUUGCAGCCCCGGAAGAGGUCCAAGCCUCGGAAUGCCCUGCUAAACCUCAGAACUGUGCACAAUGAGCUGGAGAAGCACAGGAGGGCUCAGCUGCGUCAUUGUUUGGAUCAGCUAAAGCAACAGGUCCCCAUGAACACGGAAUGCUCUCGUUAUACAACCCUUAGUCUUUUGCACAGAGCCAGGCUGCAUAUUAAGAAGCUGGAAGAGCAGGAGCAGAGAGCACAGCAAGUGAAGGAGAGGCUACGCUGUGAGCAGCAGAACCUGCACCAGCGGCUGGAAGAGUUGCUGGCCCAUUCCAGCGUGGAGAGGCUGCGAACCGAUAGCCUGGACUCUUCUCGGUUCUCCUCCGAACGCUCCGAUUCAGAAGAUGCAGAAGUGGACGUGGAAGGUCUGGCAUUCAGCAGCGUUGAAGAGGAUGUUGUGGCUGCCUUCAGCACUGGGCAGGAACACAGUUAUUCCAGUGCCAGCAACUUUUGGUUAUGAUGGACAGAAGCCUAGUUAUAAGGGCAGCUCUCACCCAGAUGGAUUUCCAGCAGCAAAGCCAGGAUUUCAUGAAUGGAAUUUGGCUCUGAACAAAACUCUGCAUGGUGCAAAGGACAGUGCUACCCAUGCUGUACCUCUACCUUUCUGCUAGACCAAGCCGGAACAUUUUCUAGAGACUUGGAUAAAAGACUUGGAUUACUCAAUAAUGGGACAGCACUUAAUGUGUACCAGACAGCUUAUGCUAUGCAUGGGGUAGCUAUAUGAUCUUGUGUGCCCCACCCGCUGUGAAAGCUUGUGUGUCUCAUCUCCUAGUCAGAAAGAGGAGGUAGGCUUGGCCUGUUAAGGACUGGAAGCAAGUCUCAACAAGGGCAACAGUAGACCAUGACAUACUGAAUCAUUCCAACUUUAUAGCAGAUAUGCACUUAGUUCCAGGACUGCAGGAUGAACAAGCUAGCAAAUCCGGGUUGCUCUUAUCUCAAAUUCCUCAACAUGGAAUGGGUUGCAUCAAGGGGAGCUGGGAACAGUUAGGACAAUGGCUAGUGGGCUCUCAUUCCAUGGCACAUUCCACCCAAUUGAAGUAUCUGAUUUUCCCCGAAACAAACAUUGCUUCUGUUUUGUGACCCAUCCGCUUAUGUACUCAGCAGUAUUCUAGUAAAUGUUUUUAAUUUCUUGCA
Molecule: messenger RNA, 1570 nt
Organism: Podarcis muralis (Common wall lizard)
Lineage: Eukaryota; Metazoa; Chordata; Lepidosauria; Squamata; Lacertidae
Gene: MXD3
Product: MAX dimerization protein 3
Biological process (GO): regulation of transcription by RNA polymerase II
Molecular function (GO): protein dimerization activity; DNA-binding transcription factor activity, RNA polymerase II-specific; RNA polymerase II cis-regulatory region sequence-specific DNA binding
Source: RefSeq, a predicted model, not a curated record